Messenger RNA from Eurytemora carolleeae, 2032 nucleotides. Its product is annotated as homeobox protein homothorax. The record is from RefSeq and is a predicted model, not a curated record. Lineage: Eukaryota; Metazoa; Arthropoda; Copepoda; Calanoida; Temoridae. The transcript has 7 exons. Bases 1142 to 2017 code for a protein of 291 amino acids.
UUCGAUAUUCCCUAAUAAUUAUCUUGUUAACUUGUGUAGGUAGCUUAGAUUCAUUUUUAGAUUGAAACUUUUAGUGAGAAUGUUGACAUUUGUCUGCUAUGUUCUAUAAUAUGUCAAGUCCAGUAAAAAAUAUCUAAAUUGAUCAAAUUGAGAGAGAGUGAUAUUUGUCCGAUGUGUGAGGGACAAAACAGAUUGUCAACACCAAUUUCUGUCCAGGCAUUUUUUGGCAGAUUUUCUGUGGAUUGAAGCAAGGGCAUCCAAUAUCUCCGGAGAGCGAGGGAGCUACCGCACCUCUAUACCGAGGAUGAGGGAUGAGGCUGGGUUGUCAGUCUGAUGGGAGGUGACCUCUUAGAUUGACAGCCGCCGUUCUAUCCUACCCUUGUCCUCCGCCAACCUCCUUUAUAACCAGUCCGAAUUAAAUUCCGACCGGUAGGUCCUGCCAUCCUGCGGUCGAAUUUGGAAACUCUUCCUUGGCGGAUUUUCACUUGACGCGGUCCGUCUGUUGCGGCGGCAGUGGCGGCGGGGAGAAAAGCCGGUACGGUUCGUCAAAACUGACGUUUGGAGGUGCGGUGUAGGCUGGGAGAGCGGAGAGCCGUCCGUCUAGGCUCUUCAGUUGAAUACAAGACUGGCAUAUCUGUCAUCUAACUGCGCCUGAAUUCUCAUCCCAGAGUGUCAUUUUGACUAGUAUUACAGUGAAGGUUUACCUAUAAGAAAAUCUUGACACCUCUAUGUCAUAUCGAGUGACUAAAACGGAUGUAGGCCAAUCUGCAGAUUUUACCCCGUUUUUGGGAUAAAAAAAAAUAAUUCGCGGAUUUUUUCUUCGGCGGCAUGUGAAACAAAUCCGUAGAUCUGCCAUCAUCAGUCAAACACGUCGCAGAGUGAGGGGUGGUCCAUAGUGACAGAACAUACACAUCAAUUUUUUUGGGAAAAGCAACCGACAUUUAUUGUGAAGCCCCAAGGGCACAUCAAAAUAUAGAGAAGCAGUGAUUUUUUACAAAAUGGUUUUCUGAGAUAGAAUCCAUUAAAAUGUAUCCGUUGGUUAAACUGAAGUGAUAUUUUCUAAAUAUAUAUACUAGAGAAGAGGUUGAACAGAACCAACAAUAUAUAAAUAUAUUCUCAAACAUCGAUCAAAUUUUAAACUAUGACCAUGGCACAGCCUAGGUACGACGGGUGGCCAAGUGGUAUGGAGAUGCCCCCCAGCAGUAUGUAUGGUGACCACCGCGCUGCUCUAGAUACUAUUGCUGCUCACCAUGCAGCCGCAGCUCAACACAUGAACCAUUCAUCCAGUGUGGCAGCAAUGCACAAUCCUUAUGCGAACCACAAUCCUGCCUCUAGCGUACAGAACCACGUGAUGGGGGCACAGACCGGCGUACCAGACGUUCACAAACGGGACAAGGACGCCAUCUACGGGCAUCCCUUGUUUCCCUUGUUGGCUUUGAUCUUUGAGAAGUGUGAGCUGGCGACCUGUACACCUAGAGAUCCUGGGGUAGCAGGAGGAGAUGUUUGUAGCUCAGAGUCAUUUAACGAGGAUAUUGCAGUCUUUUCAAAACAGAUACGUGCAGAAAAACCUUAUUAUAUGGCAGAUCCUGAAGUUGACAGUUUGAUGGUACAGGCUAUUCAAGUUCUUCGCUUCCACCUCCUUGAGUUAGAAAAGGUUCACGAGCUUUGUGACAACUUCUGUCACCGGUAUAUCUCCUGUCUCAAGGGGAAGAUGCCCAUCGACCUCGUCAUCGACGAGAGAGAGGGUGGCAAGGGUGACUUGGGAGAUAGCAACAAUAAUGCAAACCGCUCAACUGCAGAUUCCACCUCACACACAGACGGAGCUAGUACGCCGGAUAUGGUGAGUAAAAGUUGCAACUUCCCCCUCAUUAUUUUAUUAUGUUUGCAACCGGUCUAUAUCCGAAAUGUCAGGUGGAAGGGCCUCAUGUUGAAAAAUCAUAUUUUCUUGUCCUUAAACUUGUGGAAAUUUAUUUCAAUUGUUGAAACUAUUUCAAGUCCUUGUAAAGGUUUUAUGUAAGAUCUCUCUAGAUAC